Gossypium raimondii (Peruvian cotton) is the source of this 729-nucleotide messenger RNA. RefSeq names its product protein MAINTENANCE OF MERISTEMS-like. Lineage: Eukaryota; Viridiplantae; Streptophyta; Magnoliopsida; Malvales; Malvaceae. Gene Ontology annotation, biological process: meristem maintenance; meristem development. The record is from RefSeq and is a predicted model, not a curated record. Bases 1 to 729 code for a protein of 242 amino acids. The transcript has 3 exons.
AUGGCUUCAUUGAUUAGCAAAAAAAGCCACAUAUCUGAUGCGGUUAAUAACGCGUACGAUCCAAGACACAUCGUAUUGCGCUUUCAUUUAAUAUCUGCGCUAGUGGAGCGGUGGCGCCCGGAGACCUACACUUUUCAUUUUCCGUGCGGGGAGUGCACGGUGACCUUGGAGGAUGUAGCGUUGCAGCUUGGGCUCCCAAUUGACGGGAGUCCCGUAACGGGAAUAUCUACAUUUACCGAUCCGGAUGCACUUUGCUAUCAGCUUUUAGGAGACUCACCAGGGAACGGUGAGUCAUAUUUUUCGGGCGUAUCAUUUACAUGGCUGAAAGCCAAGUAUGGACAAUUAUCAGCGACAGCCACUGAAGGCGAGUUGAUGUGCGCUGCUCGAGCGUACAUCAUGCAUAUCAUAAGGGGAGAACUGAUGCCUGAUGUAAGCAACGACAAGGUGCAUUUGAUGUACUUGCCCCUAUUAGCUGACUUGUCCAGUGUUAGCUCCUAUAGCUGGGGCUCAGCUGUGCUAGCAGUCUUGUAUCGAGAGCUUUGUCAGGCGAUAGAUCCGAAAGUUCGCGACAUUGGCGGAUGCCUCUCACUGCUGCAGUCCUGGGCGCUGUAUCGGAUGCCAUUUUUGGCAUUGGUUAGACACCAAUCGUGGAGUGGUCGUCCGCAUCGGCAAUCGUACAAUGUCCCGCUAUAUCGCCUCAUGAUUGAACAAGAUGCCCGGAUGGGGUAA